GCAUGCGUCAUCACAUCGUCGUGAGAGCCGGAUAGAAAGCGUCGAAAAUGGCGGAGUCUUUGAGACGUUUGGUGAAUAUCGGUACAUUUACCGUGCUUCAAGAAAAAUUAGAGAGAUGGCUGCAAAACUAUUAUAUCAACACAUGUGAUCAGAAUGUGGCGAGGUGUUGUGAAAUCAUUGAGCUUAACGGCAAAGUCCAGGGCCAGCUCUUCAAGCUUCUUAGCGUCACUGCAGAGGCUGGAGGUCUAUACGGUGGGUCGGCCAUCAUUAAGUCCCGUCUCCUCCCCUUCCUCGGCAGCAACUUCUUCUCUUCUGGAGGAGCAGUGACUGCUGAUGCCAGUCUGUCCGUCCUUGCCGAGGCUGCUGGCAAAAACAGGGAGCUGGAUGAGCUUCAGGAUAUGUACGAGAAAUCGUUACAGGAUUUGGAGGUGGACCUUGAUGAUAAGAAGGCAGAAUUACAAGAUGUCCGAGAUGAGCUGCAGGACACUAAAGAGGAGCUCAACCGAACUCUGCGUACAUCCACAAGUGAUAAAAUGUUAACAGAGGUCGAAACUAGAGAGCUAAGGAGGAAACUCGCACUAGCUGAGGAUGAAGUGCGCACAUUAAGAUCCAAAGCAGGAUUGCUAACUGAUUACGAAACCCAAGUGCGCCGUUUGCGUGAUGAUAUCGCAUUGCUUACAUCUAGGAGAGAUUCUCUGUACCGCUCUUCCUCUUCCAUGUCAUUGCCCCUAAAGGAUGACACUUAUUUGUCAUCUCAUUCACAAUUAAAAGAUGACCUGCCUAAAAAGAGUGAUUCUUAUAAAGAUCAUAAGUCUGGGCUGGCUGACUCCCAGGAUGAAAUUGUCAAGUUACGAGCUAGGUCUGGUCUUGUCGAUGAUUAUCAGCGGGAGUUAAGGAAUCUUAGGACUGAGCUCUCUAUUGUCGGUUCCAAAAAGAGCUAUCUUGAUAGCUCUAAGCAUUCCAGUGACAUGCUUGGAUCUCUGUCAAGCUACACUUACACGCCUCGUAUCAGCUCACCUUUGUCCUGCAAUGAUGCUGUCCAGAAAGUGCGACAACACAAACUCCUCUCACUUUUCAAUGACAUGUUCAGCCACCAACGACUUGAUGCCAUGGAUACCCUGCGUCAUUACACUGAAGACAAUGAAAACAACCAGCGCAUCAUCUUCCUUGCUAUGCAGGAAGCAUACUGUGCAGCCAAACUGGCAUUCCGUCAGUUCAAGAUGAAGGUACGUGCUAACCUGGCGGCUACACACAUUGGCCCAGAGACGCUGGAGGAGGCUGUACAGGACUACAUCAACAGGAACACAGAUCUGUAUGAUCUGCCAGGAAUGGUGUCGGAUGUGAUCCGGGCACUGAACCGAAACCCCAAGAUCUUCCUGCCUUCAGACGAAUUAUGUACUUUUGCCGUCAUCCAGCCAUUCAUCCGGGAAGCCUGCAAGCUUGCUUGGCAGAUGAAUGCCCUCGCUCACCCAAUGGACAUCUCAGUGGCCUCAGACGCUGAGUUGUUUGAUGAUAAGAAGUACAGGAGGAGCUACGACUCUGAGUACACUGCACCACUCAUCAACCAUCACAUCUGGCCUUGUCUCACUCAGGGAAUCAAGAUAAUCACCAAGGGUGAGGCGGUCACACGCCGUGGUGCCUCCCUAGGGAAACCAAGGAUGAGUAGGAGCCCUACUAGGUCCCGUUCCAUCAGCCCGGGUCCACGUCCACGCUCUCGCUCCCGAUCUCUGAGUCCCACCCGUCGCAGUCGUUCACCCAGCCCACGUCGAAACACAUACAGCUCAGACCCAGUAUAUUAAACGGUGGUAAUUGAUGGAGGACAUGUAAGAUUGUUGAUCAUGUUAACAGUGAUGUUGGAGAGUCAGGGCGGCCAUAUCUGGUCAACACCAACCAUCAUCUCAUCCCAACAUUUCGUUGUGAAGCAUCAUUGUCAGUGGACUAUGGUUACAAAGUCGUUGUUAAUGGUGAAUGUUUGACUGUAUUUAUCAAUAUUGUAGUAAAAUCUGUCCUUUGUUACUUCCUUUCCAUGUUUAGACUUUCCUGGAGACGUUUAUGUAACACUUUGCCUCUCUACACAGUCUGUUACGUUUAAACCCUGUCAGCUUCCAAACUGUUGACAGGGCAGUGAAACUCUACAUGAGGCCAAAUUCGUGUUGAAAUUUGUGUCUGGAAAACUUUUUAAGUAAAUUUUCUCAGAAUCGUUUGUUUAGUUUGCAUCAUUAAUAAUCAUUACGUAAGUUUUUGUUUAAAGGAUUUGGAUGGGUUUUUUUCUCAGCCUUCAGGGCCAUGCGAUCAUGAGUAAUCGUCUUCUUUACAUUUCUGCUGUGAUACUGGUGAUAUAAGAACUGUUUGAAGCUAAUGAUGAUAUAUUUCAUACAUGUAUUAUUAUAGAUAUAUUUAUUUUUUACUGUUGAGUUGAGUUUACAUGUUGAAGUAGAAAGUGCAGACAUCAUUUGUCCGUCCAACUCAUUAAGUAUUAUAUCUUUUAACAUCUCUUAGUCAUAAUUCAUUGUGAUAUAUAUAUAAUGGUAUUUUUUGUAAUAUUAACAGGGAUAUACCUAUUUUAGGGAAAUUGUUAUAUGGUUUUUGUGUGAUAUUUCGUAGGUAGAUAAAACAAUGGGUUAAUAUCUGAACCACCUGGAGUGUACAAUAGGUACUAGCACUAACAAAGAAAGGAGAAUUUAUUUUCAUUCAAGAGAGGUUGUAUUAUGAGGAGCACUUAGCACAGAAUGAUGUAAAUUACCCAUUGGCUGUACAUUAUUGUAGGUUUUAUACAGUAAUAAAAUCUAUUUACCAUCAAG
Molecule: messenger RNA, 2801 nt
Organism: Pecten maximus
Lineage: Eukaryota; Metazoa; Mollusca; Bivalvia; Pectinida; Pectinidae
Product: mitochondria-eating protein-like
Biological process (GO): mitochondrial protein catabolic process; mitophagy by internal vacuole formation
Cellular component (GO): mitochondrial outer membrane
Source: RefSeq, a predicted model, not a curated record